Messenger RNA from Mucor mucedo, 1036 nucleotides. RefSeq lists its product as uncharacterized. The transcript has 2 exons. NCBI's taxonomy places the organism in Eukaryota, Fungi, Mucoromycota, Mucoromycetes, Mucorales, Mucoraceae. Bases 7 to 906 code for a protein of 299 amino acids. The record is from RefSeq and is a predicted model, not a curated record.
AAAAAUAUGAGCGGAUACAAUCAAAACUACGGUGGCCAAGCAGCCAGUUAUCAAGGCGGUGAAGCCGCAAGCUAUCAAGGAAGCUCUUCCAAUCAAGGUGGCUAUAGCCAACAAGGAGGCUACAGUCAAGAUGGUGAUGAUCAUUUCUCCUCCACUCUCUCAAGAGUUAUGGGUUCUAACCAACAACCUGCCGAGGAUCACGAAAUUAGAGCUGCUCACGAGUCUUAUGAACAAGUUAUGAAUAAUCCCAACCAAAAUAACUCACCUCAAGCUAUCGGUAACGCUGCUGCUGUCCAAGCUUUAGAAAGAAGUCAACAAAGUGGUGGUGGUAUGAGUGAUAUGAUUAGUAUGGCAAUGUCUCAAGCUGUUAAGCUUUUGGGAAAUAGCAACGGUGGUGGUAAUGCUCAAGGUGGUCAGGAUAGUGGUAAGGGACAAGCUAUUCAACAAGCUGCUAUGAUGGCUGUCAAGUUGUAUAUGUCUAAGCAAGCAGCCGGUGCUGGUGGCCAAUCUGGAAACAAUAGCGCCAGUAGUGGUGGUAUUGGUAGUUUGUUGGGUAUGCUUAUGGGCUCUGCUUCGGGCGGUAACAAUAACCAACAACAACAACAACAUCAACAACAAAACAAUCAAAGCAGUGGUGGUAUGGGUAAUAUUGGUGCUAUGGUAGGAUCUCUUCUUGGCGGUUCAAGUGGUAAGACCAACCAGCAAUCCCAAAGCAAUGAUCCUUAUCACGGUUAUGGUGCCCCUCCCCAAAACAAUAAUCAACAAUCCCACAACAAUAAUUAUCAACAAUCUCAAGGUAACAACUAUAAUCAAGUACCCCCUCAAGCACAACAACAACAACAACAAGAUGGUGUAGAUUAUGGGGCAAUUGCAUCUGGCUUGAUGUCCAAAAUGUUCAAGAAAUAAUCAAUAUGUACCAAUAAAAAUAUUAUUUAGUGUUAUGCUUAUAUUUAUCAGAUGAUUGGUUUCGUGAUAUACAAUGUGUAACCCAAAAAUACGUCUUGGAAAUGCCCAUAUUGGGAAAAGUGCCGUGCGG